UUUCAAGUCAGUGAAAACAUUCCUUCUUUAUAUUCAUGCAACUGACACAGGAGAAAGCAUCAUUUGUUUGCUAGAUUGUGGCCAGGACUAGUGACUAGUGUUUUUGUGAGUGGAAAAAAUGAUGGAGUCAGGGGUUCCAAUAUGCAACAUUUGCGGCGAACAAGUGGGAUUAGCUAAUACUAACGGUGAAGUCUUUGUGGCUUGUCAUGAGUGUAACUAUCCUGUUUGUAAGACUUGCUUGGAUUAUGAGAUCAAAGAAGGGCGCAAUGCAUGUUUACGCUGUGCAACUCCAUAUGAUGAAAAUGAGCAAGAAUCUACUAACCAUGCUAAAGUGGCUUCUCAUCCUGAUACUGCUCAGGAUGUUGGAGUUCAUGCUAGAACUGUCAGUACUGUUUCAACUGUGGACAGUGAAUAUCAUGAUGAUUCUGGGAAUCCAAUAUGGAAGAAUAGAGUGGAAAGUUGGAAGGAAAAGAAAAACAAGAAAAAGAAGAACCAAAGUAAGACUGUUGGGCAAGAAGCUGCUGAAGUUCCACCUGAGCAGCAGAUGGAGGAAAAGCCACAGUUAGCAGAUGCUGCAGAACCACUUUCAAGAAUCAUUCCAGUGCCCAAGUCUCAAAUUACUCCAUACAGGAUCGUAAUUAUAGUUCGAUUGGUAGUCCUCUGCCUCUUUUUCCACUAUAGAGUAACACAUCCAGUUGAAAGUGCCUAUCCCCUUUGGCUUAUUUCUGUUAUCUGUGAGAUCUGGUUCGCUUUCUCAUGGGUGUUGGAUCAGUUCCCUAAAUGGUCCCCUAUCAACCGAGAGACAUAUCUUGACAGGCUAUCUGCAAGGUAUGAAAGGGAGGGAGAGCCUUGUCAGCUUGCACCUGUCGAUUUCUUUGUCAGUACGGUGGAUCCCAUGAAAGAACCUCCUUUGAUUACUGCAAACACUGUUCUCUCGAUCCUUGCAGUUGACUAUCCUGUCGAGAAAGUAUCCUGCUAUGUAUCUGAUGAUGGUGGCUCAAUGCUUACAUUUGAGUCACUAGCUGAGACUUCUGAGUUUGCAAGGAAAUGGGUUCCAUUCUGCAAGAAAUUUUCAAUUGAACCGCGCGCACCUGAGUUCUACUUUACGCAAAAGUUUGAUUACUUGAAAGACAAGGUGCAGCCUUCUUUCGUCAAGGAGCGCAGAGCAAUGAAGAGAGAAUAUGAAGAGUAUAAAGUAAGGGUAAAUGCUUUAGUUGCCAAGGCUCAGAAAACACCGGAGGAUGGCUGGACCAUGGCAGAUGGAACAUCUUGGCCAGGAAACAAUCCGCGUGAUCAUCCUGGAAUGAUUCAGGUUUUCUUGGGACAUAGUGGUGUCCAUGACAUUGAAGGAAAUGAACUCCCACGACUCGUUUAUGUUUCAAGAGAGAAAAGACCUGGUUAUCAACACCACAAAAAAGCUGGUGCUGAAAAUGCUCUGAUACGGGUGUCUGCAGUUCUCACAAAUGCACCCUAUAUUCUCAAUCUUGACUGUGAUCACUACGUCAAUAACAGCAAAGCCAUCCGUGAGGCUAUGUGUUUCCUAAUGGAUCCACAAGUCGGCAGAGAUGUCUGUUAUGUGCAGUUCCCUCAGAGAUUUGAUGGGAUUGAUAAAAGUGAUAGAUAUGCCAACAGAAACAUAGUCUUCUUUGAUGUUAACAUGAAAGGUUUGGAUGGCAUCCAAGGACCAGUAUAUGUCGGUACAGGAACUGUUUUCAAUAGGCAAGCACUUUAUGGUUAUAGCCCUUCUAACCUGCCUACAAUACACAAAUCUUCUUCAUCUUGCUCUUGCUGCUGUCGCCGCAAGAAACCAGCCAAAGAGAAGGAUCUGACUGAGGUUUAUCGUGAGGCAAAAAGAGAAGAUCUAAAUUCCGCAAUCUUCAACCUAAGAGAAAUUGAAAAUUAUGAUGAUCACGAGAGGUCCUUGCUUAUCUCUCAGAUGAGUUUUGAGAAAACUUUUGGCAUGUCCACCGUGUUUAUCGAGUCUACAUUGAUGGAAAAUGGAGGAGUACCUGAUUCUGCCAAUCCAUCGACACUGAUCAGGGAAGCAAUUCAUGUUAUCGGCUGUGGUUAUGAAGAGAAGACAGCAUGGGGAAAAGAAAUUGGUUGGAUUUAUGGCUCAGUGACAGAGGAUAUCUUGACUGGCUUCAAGAUGCAGUGCAGGGGAUGGAGAUCAAUAUACUGCAUGCCAUUGAGGCCCGCUUUCAAGGGGUCAGCUCCUAUCAACUUGUCAGACAGGUUGCACCAAGUUCUUCGAUGGGCUCUUGGAUCGGUUGAGAUUUUCUUGAGUAGGCAUUGCCCUUUGUGGUAUGGAUUUGGAGGCGGCCGCCUCAAAUGGCUCCAAAGACUUGCCUACACCAACACCAUUGUUUAUCCUUUCACUUCUCUUCCCCUCAUUGCAUACUGUAUUCUUCCUGCUGUUUGUCUUCUUACAGGAAAAUUCAUUAUCCCUACGCUAUCAAACAUUGCAAGUAUACUCUUCCUUGGUCUUUUCCUUUCCAUCAUUGUAACAAGUGUGCUCGAGCUACGAUGGAGUGGUAUAGGCAUAGAGGACUGGUGGCGUAACGAGCAGUUCUGGGUGAUUGGUGGUGUCUCUGCACAUCUCUUUGCAGUUUUCCAAGGAUUCCUCAAAAUGCUUGCUGGUAUAGACACAAACUUCACAGUGACAGCCAAAGCAGCAGACGAUGGAGAGUUUGGCGAUCUCUACCUAUUCAAAUGGACAACAGUCUUGAUCCCUCCAACAACAAUUCUCAUUGUCAACUUAGUUGGUGUUGUUGCUGGUUUUUCUGAUGCACUCAACAAAGGAUAUGAAGCAUGGGGGCCUUUAUUUGGCAAAGUGUUCUUCUCAUUUUGGGUGAUCCUUCAUCUUUAUCCAUUCCUCAAAGGUCUCAUGGGACGCCAAAAUCGAACUCCAACCAUUGUUGUGCUAUGGUCUGUGCUGUUGGCCUCUGUUUUCUCACUAGUUUGGGUCAAGAUUAAUCCUUUUGUCAGCAAAGACGACCCUUCAGCCAUGGUUCAAAACUGCAUCGACAUGGAUUGUUGAGCUUGGAACAAGCUUUCUUGAACCAUACCACAUGUUUGAUAAUGUAGGCUUCUUUUUCAUGUAAUGUGGAACUGAAAACUCUUCAAUUCUUGCACAGUUUGAGCAGCUUGUAUCAGUUUUUCCAGUAGAGGUUGUAAAGAAGAUUUGUUUGGAAACAGGAUGUUGGAACUUUGAAUUCAAACUUUUGAAAUUACAAAGGUAAAGGAAGUUGAACUGAUAAUGAAAAGUUUUAUGGCACUUUAGAUUAAUGGAAUUCUUUUCUAGUCUUUUGAGUUUCUCAUAGUUCUAAGUUCUAACAGAACUGGAUAACACAUUUUAGACUCAAAA
Molecule: messenger RNA, 3367 nt
Organism: Solanum dulcamara
Lineage: Eukaryota; Viridiplantae; Streptophyta; Magnoliopsida; Solanales; Solanaceae
Product: cellulose synthase A catalytic subunit 8 [UDP-forming]
Exons: 13
Coding region: 119-3040 (973 amino acids)
Biological process (GO): cellulose biosynthetic process; plant-type primary cell wall biogenesis
Cellular component (GO): plasma membrane; trans-Golgi network
Molecular function (GO): cellulose synthase (UDP-forming) activity
Source: RefSeq, a predicted model, not a curated record